GGCGCUGAUCGAGUUUCGUCGUAUAAAAGAGGAAGGCGUGGGGCACGCUGUUUAUUCCACUCUCGUUUUGUUUACGUUCCACUACUUUUCCGACGUUUUUAAAAUGUUAAGUACCGGUAACAUCGUUAGACAAGUCGGUUCUCUGUGUCGAUGCGCUAUUGAACGUCAGACAGCGAUUGGUGCAGUUGCUUGGCAAAGAGAGAUCGGUACCAAUGUGACCGGAACGAAUAACUCCACAACACCUUUGCCGAAAGUCAUCCAAAAAGUGAAAACACCACUGGGAAAACUUGAUCAACAGACUGCCAAACACAAGAAGAACGGUGAAUGCGAUCCGUUUGCACCCUUUCCCAACCAUACCAAUCCCGUGACCGGAGAAAUAGGAGGUCCCACCGGACCCGAACCCACAAGAUACGGAGAUUGGGAGAGAAAAGGAAGAGUUUCGGAUUUCUGAAUUUUAUUGCGGAUGAUGGACUUAAAAUGCGCACUGUAUGCUACGAACAUUUCAUUUUAUUAUAAGUCAUUUUGUCGACUAGCUACGUCGUAAGUGGUUAUCUUUAAAGGCAAGUUUGUAUUAUGAAAGAAAUCUCUUUCAUUUGUUGUAAAUGAGCUGUACAUAUUUAUAAUUUUUUUUGUUUAUUUUUUUGCUGUGAAAAUAAAUUAUAUAUUCUUAAAUCUUUCCUUUAAUAAAAGAAAAAUUAGAAUUACAGAAGAACUAAAUCGUUUACCUAUGGCUAAAGUAAAAACUAUUUGUAUGACUGAGGUUUUUGUGGAAAACUGAGAAAUGUAAAUAAAGUUUUUAAUAUAUUCUAUUGGGCAAGACACACAAAUACUGUCCAUAACAUAUACAAUGUAGUAAUUUCUAUUUGAAUCAGAUUUCCAUUGAUAUUAAUUCAUUUCCUUACACCAGAAGACUAUUGCAUUUAUCAAUUUAGCCCAUGUGACUGUGUCAGCUUUUAGUAGCCUACUUGACUACUCGUGGAGUACUUGAUGUUAUGUAGUUUUAGGGGGUGAGGUGCAUGUCUACAUGCUUUGCAUGUAGAAUAGGUGGUAGACUGAUAUGUGUUAAAAACUGACUUUCUGAAAUGAAUAUCACCCAAAGGAUCACAAUUCUGGGGUGGUGUGAAACUUCUUAUUCAUGGCUUGAAUCGUACCUGUUCAUGUACAUAUUGGCUGGCGACCUAUUAACCGAAAAUUACCAAAAAUGAAAACACUACAACUAUAGCAAAAAAUCAAAUGAGAACUUUUUUCCUGUGUUAAUGAGGAUAUUCUAUUCCUUGUGACACCGAUUUUAAAUCUGUUUGAAAUGUGAUUUUUUAUUUUCUUAAGAAAAUCCCAUGUGUACUCUAUGGAUUAAUGUAAGGUUUGUGGUGGUGUUUGAGGUAAUGGGAGAUGUACAAUGACCACAGUGUGGUCCAAGCUGGAUAGUUGUCCCACACAAUGUAAUAGUUGGAAAUAGUCUUCCAAAUGUUGAUGUAUUGAAGGAAAAUUUGUCCGCUAAUGUGAGUAUACUGAUCCAUUAUGCCGUGGAUGAGGUGCAGAGAACACAUUCGUGUUGCACUCGUAUACCUUAAAACAAGCACUGAUCGUCCACCAUAUGGACAUCUGAGGGGGUCAAACAGGGUACUUGCCCUCCCCUGGAAUUGAAUAAAAAAUUCCACAAAUUUUAUUUGUAAUAGUAGUUGAGAUAUAUAACCUUACACCCUUGACCUUGAUACUGUGCAAUACAUUAUUGGUGAUAUUUUCCAGUUCGGUAACAAUCUUUGAAGCACUUGUCUUAGGAAUUGUCUUGACUUUCCUUACUGUGACGUUCAUAUUGUGAUGACUUAAACCAAGAAACUGAAAUCUCAUAAUUUUAUUAGAAAAGUCUGCUGCUAUUUGCAUACUUGUCUAUGAUUGAACAGUUGAACAGAAUCUUCUCACAAUUUGGCAAUUUCACUUAUUACCAAAGUUUACAAUUAUUUUUCAUUCUUCCAGAGUUGUUUUUCUUUUGUGGCCCAACUAUAAAUAGCCUCCCUAUGAUGUAACACUAUAUGGCAUUAAGACUUAAUAAUAUCUAGUUGAUUAACCAAACUUUUGUACUCAUCAAUAAUAUAGCAUUUGACAUUUAUGAAUAUUUUUUGUGUGCAAAUAUUGAGCCUAAAAUUAUUUGUUUUAUCAUCUCAGAAAUAUGUAACAGUAAAUUUUAAUAAUUGCAACUCAAAAUAUUCUGUUGUGAAGUACAUAAAAUUAGUCACAUCAAAAUGAGUGGCUAAUUUAUGAUCAAAAUGCUUUAAAUAAAUUGGGGACUGAAAUGUUAAAUAUAAAAGUUCAAAU
This is a messenger RNA of Centruroides sculpturatus (bark scorpion), 2313 nucleotides long. RefSeq names its product succinate dehydrogenase assembly factor 4, mitochondrial-like. The record is from RefSeq and is a predicted model, not a curated record. Gene Ontology annotation, cellular component: mitochondrion. Lineage: Eukaryota; Metazoa; Arthropoda; Arachnida; Scorpiones; Buthidae. Gene Ontology annotation, biological process: mitochondrial respiratory chain complex II assembly. The transcript is spliced from 2 exons. Bases 104 to 451 code for a protein of 115 amino acids.